Molecule: messenger RNA, 4011 nt
Organism: Orussus abietinus
Lineage: Eukaryota; Metazoa; Arthropoda; Insecta; Hymenoptera; Orussidae
Gene: ltl
Product: insulin-like growth factor-binding protein complex acid labile subunit
Exons: 8
Coding region: 140-2092 (650 amino acids)
Molecular function (GO): protein binding
Source: RefSeq, a predicted model, not a curated record
GGCGCGCUCUCGCGCGCUCGCGCGCUCGCGGCUAUCGCGCGCACUCGGUGCGUGAUUAGCGUCCGCGCCGGAGGACGAGCCCGGCGAGACCGCGCGCGCGAGACCGGACCGGAAAGAGAGGGACGAGGGAGAGGCCGCGAUGUCGGGCCUCCUCUACACGCUCCUGGGCCUGGCCGCUAGCUCCAGCCUGCACUGCGCGGUCAGGCGGGAGAUCAGUCCCUGCACCUGCCGCCAGGAGGAGUUCUCCACCCCCGUGCUCGCCGGCACCGUCGGCACCGCCGGCGUCGUCCCCGUCGCCGGCGUCGCGGCCCCCGGUGCAGCCGCCGCCGCCGCCGCCGCUGCCGCUGCCGCCGCCGCCGCGACGCUCCCCAACGGAGAGCGUAUCGAGGUCGUCUGCGAGCGCAUGGACUCCUUCGACCAGCUCGCCCAGGCGCUGCGCGGCAAGUUCACCGCCGACCAGCAGAUCACCCUGCGCAUCUCCCACUCCCGCCUCGGCGACAUCUCCAGGCACGACUUCAAGGAGCUCCGCAUGACCGUCACCAGGCUCGAGCUCAACCACGACCAUCUCGGGCAUGUCGACGGCGAGGUAUUUGUCGGUCUUGGGCGCACUCAGUACUUGAGUUUGGCCGACAAUGAGAUGCCCUCGAUACCCAGGCACAUCUUGGCUCACCUGUCCCUGCUGAGGACCCUGGACCUCAGCAGGAACCGCAUCGGUCGCAUCGAGUCCGACGACUUUAAGUACAACCCAACCUUGCAGCAUCUCUCCAUGGCAGGCAACGCGAUCUCGGAGAUGGUCCCGGGCUCGUUGCCGCCCCUGGUGAAGCACCUCCACGUCGGCAGGAACCACCUCACGACCCUGAAUCGCACGUUACGGGAUCUGAAUCAGCUGGAGUGGCUGCUGAUAAACUCUAACGAGCUGGCUUCGUUGGACGGGGAGUUGCCCUCCUCCGGGCACAACCUGAAGAUGCUCUACGCAGUCGACAAUCAGCUGACCCACCUGCCCGCGGAGUUCCGAUUCCUCCAUCGGCUCGAGUCGCUCUUCCUGCAGCACAACAAGAUCCGCACCUUGGCCGGGACCCUUCAGAAGGCCCGGCGACUCAAGUUCCUCGAGCUCUCCUACAACGACCUGCAAGAGCUCACCGAGGAGGACUUCCUGGAGACGGAGCUGCUGGAGGAGCUUCAGCUGGGGCACAAUUCCCUCAAGUCCCUGGGCAGCGUCAACGGGGAGGGCAUCGGCGGCAACGGUGCUCUUUACCCUCUCAGGGCGCUCAAGUGUCUAAACCUAACCCACAACGAGCUGCAGGAGUUCAGCUUCUCGUCUCUUCGGGGUCUACGAGAACUGCGCCUCCUGGACCUGUCCAGCAAUCGUAUCUCCAGACUCUACAAGAGCAGACCAUCCACCGAGAACCUCGUCGAGGAAGAGGGCGAGGAGAUCGCCGGAGCCAACAUCCAAGACAUGCGGCUUCAGCACAACGAGCUGAGAAGUCUGGAGGGCUCGCUCUUCCUGGGGAUGAAGGAACUGCAGAGGCUCAACCUGAGUCACAACGCCCUGGGGCCGAUGAUCGGGUUGAGCGACCUCCAGGGGCUGGACAGCCUCCGGGUGCUCGACCUGUCGCACAACGAACUCACCACCUUGGAGGACACGUCGGAGACGUGGCUCCCUACCCUGGAGGAGCUGAACGUGUCUCACAAUCGGCUGGUGACGCUCUCGGAGCGCGACUUCCGAGGGUUCCCAGGACUCUGCUGGGCGGACGUAAGCGCGAACCAGAUCCGCUCGUUGACGCCGGAGCUGGUGGCCAACACCCGGUGCACCGUCCACGGGGUGCCCGACGUCCUGCGCAUUUACCUUCAAGAUAACCCGGUGAUGUGCGACGCCGGCCUGGCAGAUCUGACCGUAUCCCUGGAGGUGAAUCACGCUAAGGUCUACGGGGUGGCCAACGACUGUCCGACGACCCCGGCGACGACCGUCACGACGACGGCGGGCGUCCCGACGUCGCCGCUCCCACCGCUGCCGCCGACCCUGUUCCUGCAGGCGGUCUCGGCGGUUUCCGCGUCCGGGAACAAUGUCUCCUUCGCAGCGACCCUCGAGUAGCUCUGAUCAUCGAUCCGGAGGGCCGGUGAACGAGGAAUCCCAGGAAACGUCUCAUCGGUCAAGAAAGGACUCUCGCUAUCCAUCUCAGGACCAUCCGCUCGCCUCGUCGGACGAGCUCGCCAGGGAUAUACCCCCGUAUCUCCUCGGAGUAGCUGCAGAAAAGUGGAGAAAACGAGAGAUAGAGAGAGAGAGAGAAACGUCCCGGUAGACUCGGAGAAACCGGCGGAAGGGAUGUCGACGUGUCCCUUUUAUUUAUUUACAAGUCCUCGCCGACGCUCCGGGGAUCCCGGCUACCGGAAGCUUCUUCUUUCCUUCCCUUCUCGAGCUCUCUGCCUCUCCUUUUCCCCGCAAUUCGGGAUCGGCGUUCUCGUUCCUCCCUUAAGGUCGGGACACUUUGGUGGUAUCUCGCGCCAAGUACACAUUUCCCGCUUUUGAGCGUGGAUCCGUUCAAGGAUAUUCCUAGCACCCCGUCUCUGCGGUCGCUCCGUUGACUCCCACGGUCGACUGGGAAAUCGCAAUUCGAGAUUAUCAUCGAUUGCUGCAAUUGCUCGGGUGCACGGGUGCAGCCCGAGUGCAAGAAAGUAAUUGCGAGUUUCGUUCGACGAUAGUUGCGUAGGCACUGUACAUAGUUCCCAUUCUUACGACGCUGUUCUGGGCUGUCCGGAGCGGCCGCUAUUAAAGUAUCGACGUAUCUUUUCUUUCUCUCUCUCUCGCUCGCUCGCUCUUGUCCUUCCUUCUGUUACCUAUAAUGUGCACGUAUUACGGCCGAAGAGCGAAAUCCACUUGAUUAGGCCUUCCUCUCGAGCGAUCAGCGAAGAGUCGAAGCUAGGCCUCAGCUGGACCAAAGUUGAAGUAUUUUCUGAAACAAGAGGCAUCCGUAAAUCUCCUCGAAGCAAAAACGAGAUCAUACUCGCAUUUAUUAUUUAAACAUAUAUAUAUAUAUUUUUAUGUAGCUAUCACCUUGUCGAACAACAUUCGUGCCCAGCUAGGCUAGUCACGCUCAAGAUGGUAGACCUCAGGGUUUUGCGGUUCGAGCUGGCAAAUUUAGGAAUUUAGAAGAAAGAUCCUAAUGCGAGAUCGAUGUUACCCGAGCCGGCGAUUUAUCUCGCGAAAACCCGUCGAUUCCUAUAGAGAAUGGUGGAGAGAGAGCGAGGGGGAGACGGAAUGAGAGAAAAAGAGAGCGACAGGGCUCCUCGGGUCAAUGAAAUAAAUAAAAUCCGCCGAGUCGCGCUCUCUCGCAUUUGCGAUUGUCUGAUUGGCAGUGGGCGAUCAAUUGACCCCUUAUUAACCGGUGCCAAUGGAGACGAAUUGUUAUCGACACACGUCGCGCAUACAUAAUAAAUUGGCCCUCUUCGUGUAGCGGAGGCUCGGAUGAUUACACGGACCACGUGUACGUUCUUCGCUCGCUGUCGGUCUUGCCUAGAACUGCGUCGUCUUGCUCCGGAAGCUCCGCGGGGUAUAUCAAUGUCAAUCGGCAAGUAAUUGCGUUCCACCAUCCGAAGUAUCUCGUAGGAGGCAGCCGUUCGUGCCGACUGCUAGCUUAAAUAGCUAGGACACAAAGUCAAAACUAAUUUAACUGUUAAGUAUUUUAAAACGAGUGACUAGAGUUACAUACAUAGGUGCCAUACGUAGGUAAAGCCGAUACCUGUACGUAACUUAGUAUGUAAGUAAUUUAUCCGCGCUGUGAUUCGAAGGUUUUUGAAUUCCGAUCCAGUAGUGACCAGAUCGCUAAUCAGGAUGUCCGCCACGAGUAAAACGACACCUUUAGAGGAGAACUUACGAUGAAUCUAUAUCGUUAAGACGAUACACCGUUAUAUUUUAAUAAGGACGUUUGACGUUAAUAUAUGAAUUGAAAUGUAUAUGCUACAGAACGUUUUUAGAUAUCUUAAUUUUUAUUAAUAAAGGCUUUACUCUUCUAA